CUGGUUCGAUCAGCAGCAAUAUUGGUCGAGUACCGAGUCGAGAAGACUUUUCGCACUCUUCUCACCGCAAAACGUUUCAAUCUCGAUUGGUGCAAUCCUUGUUGGUCUUGUUGGGAGUUACCGUGGCCGUGCACCACUUGCUCCUGACAUCUCCAUUGCUCCAAUCCAUGGUGGGUGCUGGACGUGAGAAUGAAGAUGCUCCACAGAAACAACAACGCGCUCUGCUGGGCGACGGAAUGAGUUUGGAAUCCCUCAGUAGUUCCGUGGCCACCAGUCAAUUGUCCGUCGCGGAAAAGGAAGGAUUGCUUCGGACCAUUGGACAACUCACACAACAAAAACUACGACAAGGCAUGCCUACGGCAGCUCCUACUGCCAGUCCUACCGUCAGUCCCACCGCGUCUCCCACAGCCAGUCCAACGGUGGCUCCCACAGGCGCUCCCACGGCGUCUCCCACGGCCAACCCAACUUCUAAAGCAACAGAAGUAGUAGUAGUCACCGCCAAAAACAGUUCGGCCGUCAUUACUGUAUCGGAUCCCCAAAUCAACUUGACGGAAACCACUGCUGUGACCAUCAACAACCUCACUCCCAAGAGCCCCUACGCGUACAUGUUUGUCAUUGGCGGAAUUCACGAAGACCGACCCGCCUACAAGGGAUUUGUCUACGAUGUGCUCGUCGCGACGCGUCUUCUUCGCAAACUCGGAUCCACCGCCGAUGUCGUUCUCUUUACGCAAAUGUCUCCCGAUUCUCCACUCGAUGCUCUGCCACAAGAAGACACGGAUCAUUUACACGCGUUGAAUAUUCAAAUCAUUCCAUUGCCCAAACCCAAUCGCGAAUCCUUUGCCGGAUUGGUCUUUGAAAAGUUUCGCGCCCUGCAAUUGGUCCAAUACCGACGUGUCAUGUUUAUGGAUGCCGAUGCCAUUCCACUUGCCAAUCUCGAUUACAUGUUUCAUUUGUCGGACGCUGACCACAAAUCCACACCGACCUUUUUGAAACCCAACAUGAUUUGGGCCACACGAGGAGAACCCUGCAAUGCCGGUCUUUUCAUGCUAGAACCAGAAGCCGGAGGUUGGGAACGAUUGCAAGCCAUUAUUCGACGCAUGAAGGAAGAAGGCAAGCAAUUGCCCUAUCCACAUUUCAGUUGGAAUCGGGGAUGGGGAUAUGACUUUGAAGCGGAAAAUGACGAAUGGCAUGGGACUAUCAAGUACGGAAAGAAAUGGAGGUACCAUGCCGGACAUUCCGAUCAGGGAUUGUUGUACUACUGGACCAAAUUCUACAAACGCAAUGUGUCUAUUAUUAUUCAAGAUAAGAUUGAGAAUUGGAUUGAUGCCGGCGUGAAUGCCAACAAGACGAUUGAUGGAUUCUCCAAACCCACGCUUGAAAUGAAUUUGCGGUUGGAACCGUUGGGACCGUACUCGCACGAGAAUCCACUCGUUCAUCAAUUCAAUUGCGAUGAGGAAAAACAUCAACAGGCAUCCAAAUACAAGAAACCACAUCAGUGUGUGGUGCCCUAUCGGGAUAUUGCCCACUUUAUGGGAGGCAGCAAACCGUGGAUGAUUCCCGAUCCUAAAAGUCAUCGCAAACGCAAGAAUAGUCAAAAGUACGUGGCGGCCAUCAACUUGUGGUUUGAUACCUUGGAAGAAAUCAGCAAGGACCUCAAGAUGGGAUUGGAUUUUGUCAAGUGGCAUGAAAAUCACGAUGUCAAGGAAGCACCGCUCGGGCUCAUGGCAAAGUUUGGAGACAUUGCCAAGGAACAUCAUGCCACUGAUGGAGAAGAAGAAAAGCAACAACAACAAGAACAACAAAACAACGACAAACCAAAAGAGACCGAGCCUCCCGCCACCAAGCGUCCCAGGAGGGUCAAAUAUCUCACAAAGAAAAACAAUAAGGUCGCGCCAACAACGGUUCCAGUUGUAGAAGGAGCCAAGCAGGAAGAAAGUACAGAAGCAAGUGAAGUCAAACAAGAAGCAAGUACAGAAGCCAAGCCAAAAGAUGGCAACAACGCCGAGUCGAACAGCUACGGCGGCAAGGCUGUGCGAAUGGCCAAGCGAGACAAGCAACAACGACAACAAAAGCUGGAUACCGCAGCAAUGAGUAAAGAAAUGGCGAAAGCUGUGGAAGCCUUUGAAGAAGCCGCACAAGCUGACGACAAGGAAGCAGCCAAGACAACAGACGGCGAGGCCGAUGCCAAGAAAGAAGAAGAGAAGGAUGAUUCCAACAAGAAAGAGGAAGACAAGAAAGUAGAUGACAAAGCUGAUUCAAAGAAAGAGGAAGACAAGGCCGACGCCAAGAAAGAGGAAGACAAGGCCGACGACAAGAAAGUAGAUGACAAGGCUGGCGCCAAGAAAGAGGAAGACAAGGACGAAGCUAAGACCAAAGCCGAGGGCAAGCAAGAUGACAAGGCUGAAGCGAACCCAGAACCCAGCAAUAAGCGAAGGAGGAACGCAAAGAGGGUAAAGCAAUAA
Messenger RNA from Seminavis robusta, 2462 nucleotides. The record is from the annotation of a GenBank genome assembly. Lineage: Eukaryota; Bacillariophyta; Bacillariophyceae; Naviculales; Naviculaceae.